This is a messenger RNA of Macrosiphum euphorbiae (potato aphid), 654 nucleotides long. The record is from the annotation of a GenBank genome assembly. NCBI's taxonomy places the organism in Eukaryota, Metazoa, Arthropoda, Insecta, Hemiptera, Aphididae.
AUGAGCUUAAAAAUAUGUUUUUAUAUCUUAUUUUCCAAUGUAUUACUUAUAACAGCAGCAGAUAGAAAAAAUAUUUUAAAUACAUUUUUUGAUGCUUUAUUGAGUGACAACAGCCACGAGAAUCGAUACAAAACAUUGCUGCAAACAGGAAUACAUGAUUUUUCAGUUGGAUUGUUUGAGGGAUCAGGUGGCCGUAUUAAUAAAAUAUCAAACAUCCAACGAACUGGUAAUGUCAUUGUGCACCCCGGAAAAGAUGAAACAUGGAUAGAAAUGUCUUUCAUUGUGCAACAUCUAGAUGUGAUUUGGGACAAUUCAACUUGUUUUGGAAUUAAAUGCCAGCUUUGGGCUACUAUGUUGGAAAAUAAAUUUGAUGUGAAAAUGGCUGUAAGACCGAUCAACUGCCUGGUGUCAUACAAUAUUAAUUUAAAUACCGUCGGAACAAUGGAAGUGAGUGUGUCAGAACUACCUAAAUAUAUGCCAAGUUUUUUAUUUAAUGGAGCAUUAUACAUAGUAGAAGUGUUUUUUAAAGGUCCACUAAUGGAAAGUGUCAAACAUCGUAUAAACCAUAGUGUUAUACAUGAUUUUAUAGAUAAAAAUCAAAUAGACCAAAUAUGUAUAGCUGUCAAUGAAACAAUUUACACCACAAUAUUCUAA